This is a messenger RNA of Didymodactylos carnosus, 825 nucleotides long. The record is from the annotation of a GenBank genome assembly. Lineage: Eukaryota; Metazoa; Rotifera; Eurotatoria; Philodinida; Philodinidae.
AUGCCUGUACCACAAUGGUAUUGGAAAGUCAGUGCAUGGACAGUUGCAGAUGGCGAAGCUGAAUGGCUUUUAUUUUCUGAUGUUGAACAAGAGCUUAUAGAACAAGCUUAUGUUGGAGGUGAAAAACAAGUUGAACUUGACCACUAUAUAAUUGAUUUUGAAAAAUUAAUCCAAAUGCGAAAAUCAGAUGAAACAAAGCAGAGAAAUAUAAAACGCAUAUUCAUCGAUCAUAAGCCAUUGAUUCUUCGUCAAGAACGGUUUUUCAUUACACAAAAAUUAUCUUCAGAUAAAUCAUCGUUUGGAGAUGCAUGGAGAUUUGAUGAUUCGGAAUUUAUUCAACUUUGGGCUCAACAAUUUACACAUCAACAUUAUUAUAAGACAGGAAAGACACAUAAACAACUUGAUGACGUCUUGACAGUUGAAAUUAUCAUAGAUCUGGCAGCAGAUGGAAUAUUGGCUGAGGGAGAAGAACUGGCCCAAAAAUAUGCAGCUGAAUCACUCGCUCAAGAAUUAAAAAAUGUCAUAGGCCAAGAUCUAAAUGGGAUAUAUGAAUGUUGUCUGAGGUUAUACACGAGAACAGGCUUUCUCUGCCAACUUAUCAAUCGCACACUCAGAGAAGAUGAUUUAUCCAAACUAAACACAUUGGGACCAUAUUGUUAUUUAUUGUACAAGAGCACAGUAGAGAGGCAAUCAAAACAUACUUUACCUGUAUCAAGUAUUUUAUAUCGUGGGGCAUUAUUAGAUUACGAACAGAUCGAAAGUUACCGAUCAUCAGUCGGGCGACUGAGAUCAUGGCUCGGAUUUUCAUCCACAACCAAAAACUGA